This is a messenger RNA of Nothoprocta perdicaria, 2076 nucleotides long. It is a transcript of the gene AQP3, whose product is annotated as aquaporin 3 (Gill blood group). The transcript is spliced from 6 exons. Gene Ontology annotation, cellular component: basolateral plasma membrane; plasma membrane. The record is from RefSeq and is a predicted model, not a curated record. Gene Ontology annotation, molecular function: urea transmembrane transporter activity; glycerol channel activity; water channel activity. Gene Ontology annotation, biological process: glycerol transmembrane transport; water transport. NCBI's taxonomy places the organism in Eukaryota, Metazoa, Chordata, Aves, Tinamiformes, Tinamidae. The coding region runs from base 78 to 956 and encodes 292 amino acids.
GGGGGAGAGCUCUUGCUGUGUCUUUGCCAGCUCCUUCUUCUCCAGCUUGAUCCAGCUUGAGAGACCACUUUGCUGCAAUGGGGAGGCAAAAGGAUGCUCUGGCCACCAUCGAGGAGCACCUGAGGAUCAGGAACAAGCUUGUGCGGCAAGCGCUGGCCGAGUGCCUGGGCACACUGAUUCUCGUGCUCUUUGGCUGCGGCUCUGUUGCACAAACCAUGCUCAGCAAAGGGUCUCAUGGAGGCUUCCUGACUGUUAACCUGGCCUUUGGCUUUGCAGUGACACUUGGCAUUUUGAUCGCAGGACAGGUGUCAGGUGGACACUUGAACCCAGCUGUCACUUUUGCCAUGUGCUUCUUGGCCCGAGAACCCUGGAUCAAGCUACCAGUUUAUACACUGGCCCAAACACUGGGAGCUUUCCUAGGAGCUGGCAUUGUCUUUGGACUGUACCAUGAUGCUAUCUGGGCUUUUGGGAAAAACCAGCUGUAUGUAACAGGACCAAAUGGUACUGCUGGUAUCUUUGCCACCUACCCAUCUGAGCAUCUGAACACUGUGAAUGGAUUCUUCGACCAGUUCAUUGGCACUGCUUCCUUGAUUGUUUGCGUCUUGGCUAUUGUGGAUCCCUUCAACAACCCCGUCCCCACAGGGCUGGAAGCUUUCACAGUUGGCUUUGUUGUCCUUGUUAUUGGAACCUCCAUGGGCUUCAACUCUGGUUAUGCCGUCAACCCUGCCAGRGACUUUGGGCCUCGUCUCUUCACUGCCAUUGCUGGUUGGGGCACUGAAGUGUUCUGGACUGGUAAGCAGUGGUGGUGGGUCCCAAUCGUCGCUCCCUUCCUUGGUGCCAUUGCAGGAGUGAUGGUCUAUCAGCUGAUGAUUGGAUGUCACGAUGAGCCUUCACCACCUGCCUCUGAGCAGGAAACAGUCAAGCUGGCUAACGUGAAGCACAAGGAAAGGGUCUGAGAAAGCUGCCACCCAGAUCUGGUAGACAUAUAUUACUCAGGACUGCAGUCAGCAAAGAGGAGAAAGGAGUCAAGGAGAGCUUCAAGAACAACAGGAAGAGUUUUUUGUUCUCCCCUUCCCCCUACACCCCCCCCAUCUUGAAAUAGGCUARUCUAGUUUCUUUGUACAUCCCUGAUGCAUUUGCUUUAGGUAUCUUUCCUGUGAGCUGUUCCCCAAAUGCAAAAAUAUAAAGUAAUCCUUCCCUAGUAGAAGGGGAUUGAGGACUGUAGGAGUUGGAACAGAGGUGGGCAUUUCUGUCUUGUGCAGCCUGGGCAUUCAGCAUCUGCAGCUCUCUUAGUCUAUGUUGCUGGCCUGGCCUGUUAGCUUGGUCAAAUUGCUUCCCUCCAAGUCUGUGUUUCCCAUCUGCAGAGUGGGAAUGGGGCAAAAUGGAAAUUGCUCCUACAAAUUGUCCCUUUGCUAGAGGGGAGGAAAAAAUCAGUUUGAUUCCAUGAUGCAUCACAUUUGUGUUUGGGGCAGCUGUAAAAUCGAUGACUURAUACCAAGAGUAAACUUGUCUAAAAGACUUUUAAUUGGCCAGGCUUUUCUUGCCUCCCAAGAACUCCCAGAAGGCCACGUCAGUUGGCUGAUCCAUAACGUCAGAGCAGAUAGUGAGAAUGCACUGGAUUUUUAACUUAAGACAAAAUGUUUACAAACCACUGCACCCUGAUGUUUUAAUCACAGUUUUUAAUAUUGUCACAUCACAAAAGGUAACACAUAAAAUCCUUGGUUUAGCCAGGGUUUAACCUUGUAAGAAAACUUGGCUUCCUGUAGUAGCCUUUCUAGUUGAUGAGCUUUGUAUAUAAACUGCAAGCAGCUAGUAGCCACGUUCCACUGAAAACAUGGUGUCACUAAAGUUGUGUGUGUUUGUAAUUUCACAACAGUGUUUUUUGUUUUUUAUAUAGAUACACAACUAUUACUCAUUAAGCUGUUACUCAGUAUCAGGGUUGGGAUGAGUUAAUUAAAAGAUUUGUGGGAACUGCCUAUUCUCUGACAGCUUUGAAAUACUGUUAGAUUUUACUGGAAUAGCUGUAGAUUAUGGCAUUGUGUGCUGGGAACAUCCUGGUUUCUGCCUUGAUAAUCA